Penicillium malachiteum is the source of this 2343-nucleotide messenger RNA. RefSeq names its product M13 family metallopeptidase. The transcript is spliced from 5 exons. NCBI's taxonomy places the organism in Eukaryota, Fungi, Ascomycota, Eurotiomycetes, Eurotiales, Aspergillaceae. Gene Ontology annotation, biological process: protein processing. The record is from RefSeq and is a predicted model, not a curated record. Gene Ontology annotation, molecular function: metalloendopeptidase activity. Gene Ontology annotation, cellular component: plasma membrane. Bases 1 to 2343 code for a protein of 780 amino acids.
AUGGCGCCUGUAAUGAGCAGGGACAGCUACAAGGAUAACGUGAAGUACAUUGCGGAUGUGGACGUUGAGGAACGACAAGGCUUAUUGAGCGAUGAAGAAGGACUGGAAGCCGAUGACAAUGCCAUUGUAUACCGGGUUCUGAACAAGCGCCGUGGGAAAUGUCGGAACCGCCACCGCUUAAAGUGCGCCCUGAAGGGCAUCUUGAAAAUCAGCUUGGUUGGUUUCUUGGUUUGGAUCGCUGUUCGCUUUUGGGCCUUGCAAUCGACUCACCCCGAUGCUCCUCGUCCAAAUUCCCCACCGGCUAUCUGCCAAACGCCCGAGUGUAUCCAUGCCGCCUCCGAGAUCAUCUACAACUUGGACCCGAACUAUGCGAAGAUUGACCCAUGUACCAACUUUGAUCAACUUGUGUGCGGUGGAUGGAGAGAGAGCCACGAUAUGCGCUCUGAUCAGGGGUCAAUCUUUGCCGGAACGAUCAUGGAGGAGAACGGCCAAACUCGUCUCCGUCAUAUUCUAGAACGCUCGGAGGCACCCGACGCUGCUGAUGCUGGGAACUUCAAAAAGCUUAAGAAUGCCUAUAAUUCCUGUCUGAAUGAGGCCGUAAUCCGAAAGCGCGGUAUUGAGCCUCUAGUCAAGAUCCUUGAGAAGCUACAGAAGGUCUACCCUGCGGAUGACGAGAGUGGUCUUGGUGUUGAUCACCAUCUUACCGAGGCCGUCUUAUUUCUCAUAGAAUCCGGGGUUGAGGCUCUUGCAUCCCCAUAUGUUUCUCCUGAUGAUCGGGACCCUGAUAACGUUGCGGUCUUUGUGAACCCUCCUGGGGAUAUUGGCCUUCCCGCAAGAGAAUAUUACAACAAUACGGAGACAGUUGCCAAGUACUCAGCAGUUCUCAAGCAAAUUCUGCAAGCAUUUGAUGUCUCCAACUUUGAAAAGAUCACCGAGAACGUGGUUGCUUUCGAAAAGAAGCUGGCAGAUGUGACCCCAGAUACCGCAACACAGGAAGACGUAACUAAGUAUUACAACCCGCUGAGUAUCGAGGAAACAGACAAAUUGUUGCCUCAAAUCUCCUUCGUGGGAAUCCUUUCAGAGCUUGCACCAAAGGAUUACAAGAGCGAUCGGUUGAUUGUCGGCUCACCCUCCUACAUGAAGGCUCUGUCUGAAAUCUUGAAGAAUACUCCUCGCGAAACGGUGUCCUUUUUCUUCCAGUGGAAGCUCAUCCAGAAAUAUUCCCCCAGUAUUGAGGAUGACAAGAUUGCUCCUCUUCGCCGAUUCACAAACGAACUCGCUGGCAAAGACCCGCAGGCCACGGAGGAAAGAUGGCGAAAGUGUAUUCGAACCCUAGAUGAAAACCUAGGCUGGAGUCUGAGUCGUUUCUACGUGCUGGAUUCAUUCCCCGAGGAGUCUAAGAAGCUCGGCGAUCAGAUUGUAUCCGACAUCAAGGAGCGAUUCGCCUUCACCCUGGAUCAGACUGCUUGGAUGUCCCCGGAUGUUCGGAAGCUAGGUAUUAAAAAGGUGGAGAACAUUAUUCAGAAGAUUGGUUUCCCAACCAAGAGUCCGAACGUGCUAGACCCACAUGAUGUGGAGAACUACUAUGCCGCGCUGGAAGUGUCCGAGAAGUCUUUCUUCGAGAAUGAAGUUGCUGUGGCCAAGUUCGAUCUGAAGAAUGAAUGGUCUAAGCUAGGAAAGCCAACUAAUCGCGAUGAAUGGGAUAUGACCGCCCCGACCGUCAAUGCUUACUAUAACCCCCCUGGCAAUGAGAUCGUGUUCCCAGCUGGAAUUAUGCAGCCUCCAGUCUUCUACGGACCAAAUGCUCCACUAUAUCUAGCCUAUGGAGCCUUUGGAGCCGUGAGUGGCCAUGAACUCUUGCAUGCAUUCGACUCUACAGGUCGGCACUACGACGAGACAGGUAACUUUACCAACUGGUGGGACGACAAUACUGUCAAGGAUUUCGAGGAGCGGGCUCAAUGUUUCGUUGAUCAGUACUCCAAGUUUACUGUGAGCGGACCUGGCGGUAAAGUCCUGCAUGUUAAUGGACGCUUAACUUUGGGUGAAAACAUCGCGGAUGCCGGUGGACUCACCGCUUCGUUCCACGCCUGGAAGAAACGAGAUGAUGCGAAGCCUGAUCUCCAUCUCCCUGGAUUAAGUGAUUUUACUAAGGAGCAGCUGUUCUUUGUUUCUUAUGCCAACUGGUGGUGCGGUAAGACCACCCAAGAAGCUGCCGAGCAAGCUAUCUACAACGACCCACACGCACCCAAGUCAGCGCGGAUCAUUGAAACAAUGGCGAACUCGCGAGAAUUCAAGGAGGCAUUCCAGUGUCCACAGAAGGAGCCGGUUUGCAAGCUCUGGUAA